AUGGACUUCAUGGGUGGGUUUCCUAAGAAUGUUGUGAAGUAUUUUAGCUUGCCAAGAGACAUUAUAAGUGAUAGGGAUACACGUUUCACUGGUCAAUUCUGGACUGCUUUAUUUAACAUGAUGGGGACAAAGUUAAAGUUCUCUAUUGCCGAUUAUUUCCAAAUUGAUGGGCAAACCGAGAGGAUCAAUUGCUUGCUUGAGGAGUAUCUUAGGCAUUAUAUUUGUCAAAAGCAAGCUAGUGACAGCUUGAGGAAAGCUUUAAGAAGAAUGAAAAAGUAUGUAGAUACGAAGAUGAGGGAUGCUGAGUUCAAUGUUGGUGAUAACGUAUUGUUGAAGUUGACUCCACAAAUCUGGAAUAAGAUAAACAGUAAAACAGUGCAUAAGGGAUUGAUUCACAAAUAUAAUGGCCCUUUUGAAGUUGUGGUUGAAGUGGGCAAUAUUACCUAUAAACUGAAGUUGCUCGAGAGGUUGAAAGUUCAUCCAACUUUUUAUGUGAGUUUCCUCAAAAAGUUUCAUGAAGAUGUGGCAGAAUCUUCAAGAAGUCAAGCUAAAAGCGCUCCACCAGUUGUGAGGAAAUAA
Molecule: messenger RNA, 579 nt
Organism: Manihot esculenta (cassava)
Lineage: Eukaryota; Viridiplantae; Streptophyta; Magnoliopsida; Malpighiales; Euphorbiaceae
Exons: 3
Coding region: 1-579 (192 amino acids)
Biological process (GO): DNA integration
Molecular function (GO): nucleic acid binding
Source: RefSeq, a predicted model, not a curated record